AUAUUGACUAUUUCUCUCCUCACAGCCACCACGGUCAGUGUGCAGUGAGAGCUGUCCUCCAGGUACCCGCAUGGCCAGAAAGAAGGGGGAACCUGAGUGUUGUUUUGACUGCAUCCCUUGUUCUGAAGGAAUGAUCAGCAAUAAAACUGACUCCAUGGAGUGCACCAGUUGUCCAGAGGAUUUCUGGUCCAGUCCCCAGCGUGACCACUGUGUUCCUAAGAAAACAGAGUUCCUCUCCUAUCAUGAGCCUCUUGGUAUCUGCUUGACAACAACUUCACUACUGGGCACAUAUAUUUGUGUAAUUGUCCUAGGGAUCUUCAUUCAUCAUCGCAGCACACCCAUGGUACGUGCCAACAAUUCUGAACUGAGUUUCCUGCUCUUGGUGUCACUCAAACUAUGUUUCUUGUGUUCACUGCUGUUUAUUGGACGACCCAGACUGUGGACAUGCCAACUGAGACAUGCAGCAUUUGGGAUCAGCUUUGUGCUUUGUGUCUCAUGUAUCCUGGUUAAAACCAUGGUGGUUCUGGCUGUGUUCAAAGCCUCCAAGCCAGGAGGUGGAGCCAGUCUGAAGUGGUUUGGUGCUGUGCAACAGAGAGGGAUAGUUUUGGCUCUUACAUGCAUUCAGGCAGCAAUCUGUAUUGCUUGGAUUGUUUCUGCCUCACCAGCUCCUUAUAAAAACACUGAAUACCACAACGAUAAGAUUGUUCAUGAAUGUGUUGUAGGAUCCACCAUUGGCUUUGCAGUGUUACUUGGCUAUAUUGGCUUACUGGCUAUUCUUAGCUUCCUGUUAGCAUUUUUGGCAAGGAAUCUUCCAGACAACUUUAAUGAGGCCAAACUCAUCACUUUCAGCAUGCUGAUCUUCUGUGCUGUGUGGGUGGCAUUUGUCCCUGCUUAUGUCAAUUCCCCAGGCAAAUAUGCAGAUGCAGUGGAGGUAUUUGCCAUCCUGGCCUCCAGUUUUGGCCUCUUGGUGGCACUGUUUGGACCUAAAUGUUAUAUAAUCCUUCUUAGACCAGAGAGAAACACAAAGAAAGCCAUCAUGGGUCGAGGCUCUGCAAAGUCAUGAAGAUUCACUUCAGUGCUUCAAUCAGUCUUUUUUUUCCUUAGAUGCAGCACCAUCCUGUUCAUAAAGUUUUCAUUAUAUACAACCAUGCUUCUAAAUAACAGUCAGAGACUUCCUUUCAGCAACCUCAGUCACAUCGAGGUGUAUCUCUCUUUAUCUGGGAAAACGUCAACACAGCAAUGCCCUGCCGGAAGCCUGUGAGUACCCACCCAGCUGCCCAGCAUCUUUGACUUUGGACAGCUCUGGAAAAGCAUAUAGUGCAACCACUAUUCAAGAGUGUGGUUUUAAAGCCAGAACUAUGCAUAGAGCUGUAUCUAGUUGGUACAGAUUGAUCUAUCACCAACCAAUCCUAAAAGAGAGAAAGAAUGGAGUCAGUUUGUGUAGACAACACACCAAGGCCCUGUUAUUCACUCGCCAACUCGCAAAGCAUUCAAACACUUACAAAACCCUAACCUGACCUCAUAGGAGUAGGCCUGACAAGCAACUUUCCCUCCCAAUUCCCAGGUUUUCUAAAGAGUAUCUGACCUCACAGCAUCUCUCAAACUAAUGUAGAAAUUAACAAUGGCCAGAAAGCUGUUUAGAAAGGAUAAACAUCCACCCACAACAUUCAUCUCCUUCAUGUGGUUGCAGUCAGGGAUCCUGAAGCUGCACUGCAGGUAUCUCUGUGCCCUGGAUAGGUAGUUUCAGCAAUGCUCUGGACUAAUUUAAUAUAUUUGCAUAUUUGUGUACUGAGAACUGUUAAAUUCUAUUUUUCCAGUCAGAAUGUUGUCUACUGUUUCUAUGUGCACACUGUAAAAGUUUUUACAUGAACUGUGACUGAAAAUGAUAACAGUAAAUACUACUGACAUUUACAGAUAUGUUUCAGUUCGUGUUUCAACAUUAUUGCUUUAAUAUCAUUGAUGUUGUUGAAAGACUAGAAAAAACACAUUAGUGCCCAAAAGCAUUCACAAACCCCAAAUUCCACACUAGGUCAAUGUAAUUUCUUGAAAAUAUAACACAAUUCACUUGGGCUUAAAAAUAUAAAAAUAUCAACAGUUUGUUUGGGCAUUUGAGGAUUUAGGGAUGUUAAUGUGACUGAUAACAAAAGCAGGAAGUGAAGCAAACUCCCAACCAGGUUUGAAUGUAGUGUGCUUACUUACCGGUAUCUAAUAAAAUGUGGUUGUGCAGAAGACAGUCUCUGAAAGGAGUCAGCAAUACAAAACAGCAAUACUUGCUUUAUUUCAUUUGUCAUGCGAGUCAUAACAACACACAUGCAGGGGCACAGGAGAGAAAACAAGAUAUGGCGCAUCUUAUAUUCAAGGCUGUUGUUGUUUUUAAUCAAUCUUGAUUUUUAUUCCAAACUCAUAAAAAACAUUAUGGAAUGAAUGAGCAGAGUGUGAUUUGUUGGAUUUUGAGUGUAAGUCCAUCUCCAAGUUACCAUGGAGAGUAUUAAUUAAUUCUCAUAGCAGACUGACAACUGUGCAUUAUAGAUGUUUUAGUUGGUUUACAAAUUGUUCUAGCAAUUUGCCCUCAUUUGUUUUUAAAACUUGUGACUUGUGAGUAACACACUGUGCUUUGGACAUUUGAUUUUUACACAGUGACGAUGUGUUCUUGAUAUGAUAUAAUAUAUUAUAAUGACAUUAAAUUUGAAAUUGUGGCUACUUAAUAUGUAUUUGGCCCU
This is a messenger RNA of Lates calcarifer (barramundi perch), 2720 nucleotides long. RefSeq names its product extracellular calcium-sensing receptor. Lineage: Eukaryota; Metazoa; Chordata; Actinopteri; Centropomidae. Gene Ontology annotation, molecular function: G protein-coupled receptor activity. Gene Ontology annotation, biological process: G protein-coupled receptor signaling pathway. The transcript has 2 exons. Bases 71 to 1063 code for a protein of 330 amino acids. Gene Ontology annotation, cellular component: membrane. The record is from RefSeq and is a predicted model, not a curated record.